AUGCAAUUUUUUUUUAUUUCAGUUGAACACUUUUUUUUUUUCUAUCUUUCUUUUUCUUUUUAUCAUUAUUGUUUAUUUUAUCCUUCCUUCUUAAUUAUAUAUUCCACGAUGUCUGAAGCUAAUGACACAAUUGCCAAACAAAUGAAUGUCGAUACUGACAUUAUCACAUUAACACGUUUCAUUUUACAAGAACAACAAAACGUUGCUCCAACCGCUACUGGUGAAUUGUCAUUAUUGUUGAAUGCCCUUCAAUUUGCUUUUAAAUUCAUUGCGCAUAACAUCAGAAGAGCCGAAUUGGUUAAUCUUAUUGGUGUUUCUGGGUCAGCUAAUUCUACCGGUGACGUUCAAAAGAAAUUGGAUGUCAUUGGUGACGAAAUUUUCAUCAAUGCCAUGAGAUCUUCCAACAAUGUCAAGGUCUUGGUUUCAGAAGAACAAGAAGAUCUUAUUAUUUUCCCAGGUGGUGGUACUUAUGCUGUUUGUACUGAUCCAAUCGAUGGUUCUUCCAAUAUUGAUGCUGGUGUCUCUGUUGGUACAAUUUUCGGUGUCUACAAAUUACAAGAUGGUUCUUCUGGAUCUAUUGCUGAUGUCUUGAGACCAGGUAAAGAAUUGGUUGCUGCUGGUUAUACCAUGUAUGGUGCUUCUGCACACUUGGCAUUGACUACUGGACACGGUGUCAACAUGUUCACUUUGGAUACUCAAUUGGGAGAAUUCAUCCUUACUCAUCCAAAUGUUAGAAUUCCAAACACCAGAAAGAUCUACUCUCUUAACGAAGGUUAUGCUAAGAAGUUCAACAAACAAGUCAGAGCCUACUUGGACCACCUUAAAGAUGACGGUUAUUCUGCUAGAUACAUUGGGUCCAUGGUUGCUGAUAUCCACCGUACUUUAUUAUAUGGAGGUAUUUUCCUUUAUCCAACACUUAAAUUAAGAUUACUUUAUGAAAGUAACCCAAUGAGUUUCCUUGUUGAACAAGCUGGUGGUCUUGGUGUUACUAUUGAAGGUGACAGAAUCUUAGAUAUUGUUCCAAAAUCCAUUCACGAAAAGAGUUCUAUUGUUAUUGGCUCCAAAGGUGAAGUUGAAAAGUUUUUAGAAUUUCUUAAAUAG
Molecule: messenger RNA, 1101 nt
Organism: Candida tropicalis MYA-3404
Lineage: Eukaryota; Fungi; Ascomycota; Pichiomycetes; Serinales; Debaryomycetaceae
Gene: FBP1
Product: fructose 1,6-bisphosphate 1-phosphatase
Exons: 1
Coding region: 1-1101 (366 amino acids)
Biological process (GO): gluconeogenesis; fructose 6-phosphate metabolic process; sucrose biosynthetic process
Cellular component (GO): cytosol; cytoplasm
Molecular function (GO): fructose 1,6-bisphosphate 1-phosphatase activity
Source: RefSeq, a predicted model, not a curated record